CGCGCCGAGUCACGUGACCAUUUCCCAAGCGGAGUUUCCACGACAGCUGGAAGCCGAGCGGCACGGGCGCAUCGCUUCUUCGCUAAAAUAAUCGGAAAAUAGCGCGACUUGUGCUCGUCUCAGCACCUCCAGAUAAUCCUGGUCUGGCAUGGGCGACAAGAGGAGUCCCACAAGGCCGAAGCGUCAACCGAAGCCCUCCUCCGACGAGGGGUUUUGGGACUGCAGCGUGUGCACGUACAAGAACACGGCAGAAGCUUUCAAGUGCAUGAUGUGUGAUGUCAGGAAGGGGACAUCAACAAGGAAACCUCGCCCCGUCUCCCAGCUCGUCUCGCAGCAGCAGGUAACGCAGCAGUUCGUGUUGCCCUCGCAGCCCAAAAAGGAAAAGAAGGAGAGGGUAGAGAGGGAGAAGAGCGACAGAGAGCCGGCGCUCAAGAAGAACAGUCACAAGAAGAUGAGGCCCAGGUUAAAAAACAUCGACCGGAGCAGCGCCCAGCACCUAGAGGUGACGGUCGGGGACCUGACGGUCAUCAUAACAGACUUUAAGGAGAAGGCCAAGCCCACAUCCACCUCGGCUUCGUCGUCCAGCGCCGCGUCCACGGCCGACCACCACAGCCAGAACGGCUCCAGCUCAGAAAACACAGAGAAGGGGCUUUCCCGCUCCUCCUCACCGAGAGGCGAAGGGAGCUCGGUCAACGGGGAGUCCCACUGAGUCACCCACUCAUGACCUCACCCCCCCACCCCCGGCCUCCACCCACAUCUCAUCUGCAAGUUCACGCCACUUGGUGGAGUGUCCUGCCUCUGCAGCUGUACAAUACCGACCUUGUUUCGCUUCCUUUCUUUUGGAUAUCUCAGUAGGAAUUCGUCAGAGUUGCCAACACGUCACAGUUGGCGAGUUUCAAGAUUCUUCGCAGUACCGGAAAUCCUACAUUUAGAAAAGCAAUACGAAACACCUGAAGAUUUUUUUUUUCUAUUCUGCAUUUCCACUCUGACAUUCGGUGUAAUCGAAACGGAUCCCACACGCAGUCCGAAGCUCGCCACAAUAAUAUUUACUAAGACAGUUUUAUUCUGACGAGGAACUUCCUCAGGACUGACCUGAGACACGUCUGAGUAAUUGUUUGGACAGGCUUAACGGUCCUGCAUGGUUUCCUACAGAUGCACUUGCCAAGGUCAUCAAGUUUCUUCUUUUCUUUUUUUUUUUUUAUGUAUUUUUGUUGAAUGAACCUUUCAGCCCCCACCCUUCAUCUUCAUCGGCCGGUAGAGUGACCUCUUCUUCCUCCAUGUGGAAUCUUAAACCUACCUGUUACGAACCUGAACCACCUAUUACACACUGAACCUUUGCUCCUGUUCUUGAUACUCUAAGCUUUUACUUCUGGACUGCCGCUGCUGAAGAGUGACUUUUUUUGACACAGCAAUUGUGGCCGUAUUGCUACUGGCACCGUUUUUUGCUUAUUGUUUGGAGCAGGUCGUCAAGUUCAGGAAAAGCCUGUUGUGUCUGUGUAAAGGCACCAGGCAGGUUUUGAUGAAAGCCCUCUUUUCAAAGGUGCUGGAGGGUAUAAUAUAUAACUUUAAAAGGAUAAUACCGGUGUCUUGUUUUCUGUUUGUGCCAAUAAUCAACGCUACCCCUCUUUUUGCUUUAUUCCCAGUUUGUUGAGCACGUUCAGCUGUGUGGGAGAUAUAAUCAGGGUUUCUGUUUGUCUGUCUUUGCAGAAGUUCCUUUUGUACUGUAUAUAAACAACAACCGCCAACCUGCAUUAAGUGAUAUUUUUGGUAUAAACAUAGAAUCUUAUUCAUGUGCGUUAUGUGAAAAGGUGAACAUGUGCAACUCUACAGCUAUAUGCAGCUUUUGGCUCAUUACUUUGGUUUUCUAAGUCUUUCGCAGCUUCUAGCUAGCUAUCUAGCCACUAGUCAAGUAUGGAUUAAACCAGAGUUACAAUGUUGGUAAAUAUUGGAUAUAUGCAGGUUAUAGCUCAUUUCUAACCCUCAAAUACAUCAACCAUGUCCAGUGAGCAUGUUCAGAUUAAUAAACUGUUGUUAACACUACCAGGCCAGCAUAAAAUGGAAGAAGAUUGAAGUUAGCUAGUAGCUGGUAAAGAAAGUAUUUUACAGCCACUCAAUAGCUAGCAGCUUGCCAAGUCAGGACCCCGAAGCAGAACUAAAAUCUCAGUAAAUAUUUGGUAACAUAUAGCUUUUAGCUCAAUACUUUGGUUUUCUUACCCUCACAAACUUCAGCCAUGUCCUCCAAGCCAGUUCAGACAUGCAUUAACAAUAUCUAGAAUUACACUGCAGAAGAUUGAAGUUAGCUAGUAGCUGACUUCUUGUACUUCUGCACUUGACUAGUAGGUAGCUUACUAUUAACUAGCUAGCAACCAGAAAACAGAUUUGGGUAAGUAUCUGGCAAAUAUUGGUUAGCUAGCUAGAUAGGUAGUAUUGCAAAACUACAGCUACAACCCAACUACUAGCUGGCUAGCUGCCUACAGACCAAACCAGGGCACAUUUUGGGUCAGUAUUUAGCAAUAUACAGCUUUUACCUCACUACUAUGGUUUUCUUAUCCUCACAAAUUUCAACUAUGUCCUAUGUCCUGUCCAGACAUGCAUUAAUAAUACCUAGCAUUACAUUACAGAAGAUUGAAGUUAGCUAGUAGCUGACUUCUUGUACUUCUGCACUUUACUAGUAGGUAGCUUACUAUUAUCUAGCUAGCAACCAGAAAACAGAUUUGGGUAAAUAUUUGGCAAUUAUUGGUUAGCUAGCUAGAUAGGUAGUAGUUUCAAAACUACAGCUACAACCCAACUACUAGCUGGCUAGCUGCCUACAGACCAAACCAGGGUAAAAUUUGGGUGAAUAUUUGGCUGAUAUUUGCUAGAUGGCCAGUAACUUCAAAUUUAAAGGGAAUUUUUUUGUCAGGAAACAUGACUGAAUCACCUUCGUCUCUGAAAGGGCCCCGGUUGCGGACAUGUUAGCAAUAUUAGCUAAAAUCUAUCUCUCAGGGCUUUGUAUAUUAGAGCUAAAUUUUCAUUCUUGCUGUAACCUCAUCCAAAAAUAUCGCUUAAUGCAGCUUUGAGAAACAUAAAAGCUCUGUCACCAAUCCCUGUCUGCUUCAUGGUAAUGUUGCACCAUGGUUAUCAUCAGUCACAUGACUCCCACAGGCUGAUUAACUGCGCGGAUAUGGUAACAAUUCUUCAAAGACGUCAUAUUUCAUCAUGUUUCAACUUUUUUAUCGUGCAUGCUUUUUUAUGUUCUUGCAACCACUUUCCAACCAGGUUUGUGAUGGGAGAGUUUGUUUCAAAGGCGCAAAAUAAAAAAGAACCGUUGAUUGCACAAGGGAUGGACUGAGGAAGUGGCACCUAACUGUAGACGGUAGUUUAAGGGGCUGUAGCUGUAAAUGACACCGGUAUUCUCCUUUUUUAAAUCUCUGCUGCACAAACGGGGCUACGCGUGGGGAAAAAAAAGAGUGGAUGCUCACACUGUUCUGCCCCCACAGUGGACCCGGUCUGGAUACAGCACGGUGCUUGCACAAAAGAAACAAAAAAAAAAAGAGCUUUGACUUGUGGACAUGCACAUUUAUCAGCUGUAAAGGGGAUGGUGCGCAGCGUGAUGGACUUCAGAGACUGUUUAAAUUCCUCCAUUUUGAUGUAGCAAAGUGGGGCGAGCUUUAGAAUCUACUAAAAACUCCCAGCAGAACAACUAUAGAUCAACCUAACUACACAAUAACUUAUAAAAAAAAAACCUGUAGAAAUAAUACACAGAUGAAAUGGAUAUUUCUAAAAUAUUGUACUACAAUGUUUUGAUGUGGUUGUAUUAUCCAUCAUACCAGUGUUAUUGUCAAGAUUUUUACUUUUUACAUUUUAGCACAGAUCCUGAGAAACUGUCAUGGCAUGAUAAUAUUAUGGUCUCGGUAUAUUGUGGGACAGGCUGUGUCUCUUAGUUUGUUAGCAUCGUUUAAUGUGUCGGGAGAUCUCGUCGGCCCACCGCACUAGCUGGGACUAGUCACGUGGAGCCGAGAGACCUGUUUUCCGACAGACAUCUGUUAUUCGGUUGUGGCAAAAAUGGAAAGACACUUAAAAAUAUGUUGGUGUCACUUGUUGAUAUUUUUUGAUUUUCGCUUUUUUGCUUUCCAUGCUCAGUUGUUUUAAAAAAAAAAAAAAACAAUGUGUGAACUUGUUUAUUACAUGUCUGAAUAAGAAAAUAACAAAAUUCAAACAAAGACAUGUUGUUUCUUACGCCCACACUUUCAUGCAUGCUAUGUAUCGUCAUUGGGUUUUUGCUAAUCUUUGCUUUUUAGCUGGUGAACAGCUUAAAGGAUGCGUUCGUCCAAAAAAUCCAGUCAUCAUCUACUCGCCAGUAUGCUGAUGGAAAUUUGGAUGAAGUUUUGAAGGUUCUGAAGCAUCACAGAAAACACUGUCGCAGCGGCAUUCUCCUUUACAUUUGCAGUAGAUGGGGACUUGUUUCAAAACAUGGGAAAAGAAUAACAGAAAACAAAACAUAAAAUGGCUCCAUGAACACCCUUGUGCAACCAUUUCGGAUGGUGUGCAUGCUAACGCUUUUAGCUUAGCAGCUACAGCAAAGAUUUCAGGUGUAAAUAACAUCGUUCAAAAUCAAUAUGGGGAUCUCAGGGCUAGUGGGGACUUGGGAUUACGCCAGACAAUCUGUGUGCAGCCAUUUUGUGUCUUACUUCAUUUAUAUUUCUGCAUUUUUAAAACAAGUCCCCAUCCACCUUCAUUUGUUCAGGAGAAGGCAGCGCCUCUGUUUCGCUGCAAAGCGCCAGAGAACGUUUCACAGGCGAUAAAAUUUCCCCCAACUUUCGAUCAGGUAUACGAGGUGAGUGGUUAAAGACUGAACUUUCAGAUUUGAGUGAGCUUGUCCUUUAACUGCUGCUCAUCUUCAACACAGUAGGUUCAGAGAUGACUGAUGCAUCACGUUGAUGGUGUUGUGAGUCAAGCAUCUCCUUGACAUGAUUAUAUUUAAGGUAUGGUUUAUACACUAAAUAAUCAAACAUAGAUCAGUCAG
This is a messenger RNA of Acanthopagrus latus (yellowfin seabream), 5005 nucleotides long. It is a transcript of the gene yaf2, whose product is annotated as YY1 associated factor 2. Gene Ontology annotation, cellular component: nucleus. The transcript has 4 exons. The coding region runs from base 149 to 709 and encodes 186 amino acids. NCBI's taxonomy places the organism in Eukaryota, Metazoa, Chordata, Actinopteri, Spariformes, Sparidae. Gene Ontology annotation, molecular function: transcription coregulator activity; DNA binding. The record is from RefSeq and is a predicted model, not a curated record. Gene Ontology annotation, biological process: positive regulation of DNA-templated transcription.